UGAGCUGAAAAGAGAGAGAGAGACACUUCUCCCCCACGCUGCCGAUGGAGAACGCCAUCGCCGCCCCCGGCGAGACCCGUCGAUCCCCGCAGAUUCCUCGCCCCCAGCUCCCCUCUCGCCGCUCGCCGGAUCCCGCCGCUGACCGCGCUCUCCCCGGGGGCGUUUCUCCGGCGCUGCUUUCGCGCCAGGUUGUCUCUUGUUGCUGUGCAUUAGCAUAUUGAAGUUUCGUCUUUGGUUGCAAGAUGGAUGAAAAUAGGAAAAAUUUCUUCAGGAAACAUUCCAGUCCCCAAUUUAAGAGAAAAGGGGUCGGCAGCAAGAAAGGGAGAUUUAAUAAUUCUGGCCAUGAGCAAUCAUUUGGGAGCGAUGAUGCUGCUGACACUGUCUACCGCAUACUCUGUCCGUCAAGAAAAAUUGGUGGUGUUAUAGGCAAAGGUGGUGGCAUAAUCAAAGCCCUCAGAGAUGAGACCCAAGCAAAGAUUACUGUCUCUGAUUCAGUUCCAGGUUCAGAUGAGCGAGUAAUAACUCUCUAUAGUUUGUCUGCUAAAAUUUCAAAGGGGCGAAAUGAUGGAAAUUCGGCUGAGGGAGACAUGGAAAUACAUUGUGCUGCCCAGGAUGCGCUACUGAAGGUGCACGACAGAAUCGUUGAGGAAGAUCUUUUUGGUGGAAUGACUUUUGAUGAUGAGAAUGACACGACUUCAGUUACAGCACGACUUCUAGUGCCAAACAAUGUGGUUGGCUGUGUGCUAGGCAAACGGGGUGAUGUAAUUCAAAGAUUGCGAAGCGAGACCGGUGCAGCAAUUCGUGUUCUUCCUCCUGAACAUCUCCCUACUUGUGCUAUGAGCACCGAUGAAUUGGUGCAGAUAUCUGGUAAACCUGAUGUGGUGAAGAGAGCUCUUCAUGAAAUCUCCACUCUACUGCACCGAAAUCCUCGAAAGGGUGAACCGCCGUUAAAUAUGCCUAUGCCUCCUAGGGGCCAAGGUUUCCCUCCAAAUGCUCCCAUGCCAAAUAUGCUUCCACCCAUCAACCCAAUGUGGUCCCACCAUGCCUCGGACCCCUAUGAUAUGCCGCCAUCAAUGCCUUGGGCGCCCGACCAACCUCCGCGCUUUACACCAGGUAGUUUUGAUGGUGUUUCCCCUGGACGUGCAAUGGAAGCUUCUGCUGAGUUUUCAAUGAAGAUUUUAUGCUCUGUUGCAAAAAUUGGAGUAGUAAUUGGUAAAGGAGGGUAUAAUGUGAAACAGUUACAAAAGGAAACUGGAGCAAGUAUUCAUGUUGAAGAAGCAUCGACAGAGUCAGAUGAGCGAGUCAUUCGUGUCUCUGCUGUUGAGGUUCUUGCGGAUCCCAGAUCACAGACCAUCGAGGCAAUCCUUCAGCUUCAGGAUAAAGUGAGUGAAUUUUCUGAAAAGGGUACAAUUACGACUAGACUUCUUGUUCCUUCAAGUAAGGUUGGGUGUAUCCUUGGACAAGGAGGCCAUGUUAUCAACGAAAUGAGAAGGCGAACUCUGGCAGAUAUUCGUGUUUUUGCGAAGGAUGAUAAGCCCAGGUGUGCAUCUGAGGAUGAAGAACUUGUGCAGGUAUCAGGAAGUUUUGGUGUUGCUAAAGAUGCUUUGGCAGAGAUCUCUUCGAGAAUUAGAGCGAGGACACUUCGGGAUGAAAAUGCUGGAGGUAAAGCUGAUUCCAUAGGACCUCCUCGAGGAUUUGCUUCUGGAGGAAGCCUUCAUGCUAGAAGGCUCCCACUCUCUGGACCUGUGGGUGUUGGCAGCUCUUAUGAAUAUGAACAUUUCAAGGGUGGUCAACCUGACUAUGAACCGCUUGAUUAUCUGGGACCACGGGCUGCUGCUAUUAGAUACCACACUGUCAGCAGUGAUUUGGAGACUAGAAUUUCUAGGAAUGCGGUUGGUCCUGGUGUCGGAGGCAGCAAGAUUGCAAAUUUUGGUGAGGUCCUUGGAGGUAGUGUGAAACUUCGGGAUAUGCAAUCUGGUGGUCAACAUUCUGCUCUGGAAAGUCGUGGAUCUAAUCCUCACUUUCAUUCCUUUACGAGGUCUGGUGGGCAGAGCAUGACUAGUCAGCAAGGUGCCUAUCAGAGCACAGCUGCUCAUCGUGGCUCUUACCGGAGUAUCAGCGAUCAACCAAGCAUCUAUCCUCCCCAUAGCCCAUAUACCCAGCAAGAGGCAUCGCCUUUCAUUGGUGCACCACAAGGUGCCUAUGGCUACCAGAACAUAAGGGCUCAAGAAGGCCCCUUCCGGUACUGACAUCAGUUCGGACAUUUUUGUAUAUUAAUUUACAAGUUCUCACAAUGGUCAGCAUCAUUUCGGCAAUCUGACAGUUAUAAGUAGAGGUCACUGUUCAUUGAAUGGGAUAAGCUUAGAUAGAGCGGAUAAUCUUGUGUCGGGCUAUGGCAGAUUGUUCACCUGUUUCUGCUGCUAAAUUUGAACGGGCUGUUCCCAAAUAGUUGGGUUCUUGUACUGUCGGAUUAUGUAAAUUUCUCAUUAUUUUAGGAAAUGGAGGCUAGUGAAUUGAAUGGCAAGUCGGUGAGUUACGUGUAAUAUUAUAGGUUUCACAGAGAUUUUUCCGAUUUGUGGCAAAACUCAGUUGGAAUGAGCAACUGUUGUUGAGUUUUGA
This is a messenger RNA of Eucalyptus grandis, 2619 nucleotides long. Its product is annotated as KH domain-containing protein At4g18375. NCBI's taxonomy places the organism in Eukaryota, Viridiplantae, Streptophyta, Magnoliopsida, Myrtales, Myrtaceae. The record is from RefSeq and is a predicted model, not a curated record. Gene Ontology annotation, biological process: regulation of gene expression. Gene Ontology annotation, molecular function: mRNA binding. The transcript has 8 exons. Gene Ontology annotation, cellular component: nucleus; cytoplasm. Bases 243 to 2249 code for a protein of 668 amino acids.